Thlaspi arvense is the source of this 709-nucleotide messenger RNA. Lineage: Eukaryota; Viridiplantae; Streptophyta; Magnoliopsida; Brassicales; Brassicaceae. The record is from the annotation of a GenBank genome assembly.
AAUGGCUGAUGAAGCAGAUGCUCUCUCUCAAUUUGAUAUAUCGAAGGAGGAAACGGAUAAGCUUGUUUCGGAGGUGAUCAGAUUCGUACUUUUCAAGUCGCAUCAAAACUCAGGAUGCCCAAUUAAACGUGAAGAUUUGACUCAGAUUGUUACUAAGAACUAUCGUCAGCGUAAUCUCGCGACCUACGUGAUCAACGAAGCCAAGAGCAAGCUCUCGAACGUGUUUGGUUACGAUUUGAAAGAGCUUCAACGCUCUAGGCCUCCUUCAACUGGUCAAACAAGGCUUCCUCAGUCACAGAGCUCUGUUGACUCUAAAUCGUAUGUACUCGUAAGCCAAUUGCCUAUAGAAGUGUUUAGGAAACACGUCGUAGAGGAAACAACGAGUCCUAUGACUGGCUUCACAUUUGCAGUUCUUGCCAUUGUUCAGCUUGCAGGAGGUAAAAUCCCUGAAGAAACGCUUUGGCAUCAUUUGAGGCGAAUGGGACUGCACGAAAACGAUGAGCAUAAUCCUGUGUUUGGGAACAAUAAGCAGGCUCUAGAGAUCUUAGUUCAACAAAGGUUCUUGCAGAAGGAGAAAGUAAAUGGCCCUGAGGGUAGUACUUUGUUUUACGAUCUUGCUGAGAGAGCGUUAGAUGCACAAGUUAGCGAGAAAGUAAAAGAUUAUAUCUCACAGAUCCUGAAGAAUGAUGUCUCAGUUGUAGAGAUUGAU